Molecule: messenger RNA, 456 nt
Organism: Seminavis robusta
Lineage: Eukaryota; Bacillariophyta; Bacillariophyceae; Naviculales; Naviculaceae
Source: the annotation of a GenBank genome assembly
AUGGUGGCCCCGUUGAACCAACGAAAUGCUCACCCGAGAGACGAAUCUGUGACGUUCGAAGCGGAAGGCCACAGAUACUUGAUUCAGGGUUCGUCCGAAGGAGUGAUCAGCGUAACCACGCUGCUGGGCGAAUUCUUUCCCAAGUUUGACCCCGAUGCGGUGAUUGACAAGUACUAUACUCGAUGGCAGCAAAACUCCUAUAAAAAGCCCGAGUGCUACAAUAAAACCAAAGACGAGAUCAAGGAAAUGUGGAGGGCGGACGGCGACAAAGCAAAGGAGGAAGGCACUCGUCUCCACCAAGCCAUUGAGGCGUACUAUAACAAUGACGAAGAAGUUGAGUAUGACCAGAGCCGAAAAGAAUGGAAACAGUUUCAAGCAUUUCAGGAAGAGCAUAAGUUGGAAGCUUAUCGGACAGAAAUGAUCCUUUGGUCCAGCAAACACAAGCUUGGAGGUUGA